UUCCUGAGAUUUGAUUUAAGCAUAUUAUAUAUAAAAGAUGUUGAAUAAUAAUCAAGCACACUUGAUAAAUAUUCCUGGGAAUGUGAAUUCUAUGAAAAUAUUUAGUUGAGAAGGAAAAUUCCCUUUGUUUAAUGUCACCAAUGUGUGUUUUUUUUCAAUCUUCUAUCGGGAAUCCUGCUCUGUAUGUGUCAGUGUAAGGGUAAACAUGGUUAUUGCAGUUAUAUUUAUUCUUAUUAUAUGCUAAAGUCCAAUAAUUCUCAAGGUGUGCAGAAAGAAAAAUUCAACUUUUAUUGGUUUAACUGCGUUUAUACUUCAAUGUAUGAAUGCGAGAUAGGUGCGUGAACUAUGAAGGCUAUAACAAGGGCUAGGGUGCCUCGAUGCAUGCUCUUUUCUUCUACCUCUCAUUCUCAGCACUUUCAAUUUCGGAACGAUAUACGGAAUAAUCUGAAGCCCAAAGAUCCUAUCAGUGAGAAUAACAAGUUUGAAGAAACCAUUGAUGUUUUAUGCCAGCAAAAGCGCGUCAAGGAAGCUAUUGAGUUGCUCCAUCGCAUUGAUCAUCGGCCCUCUGCGCGUGUGUAUUCCACCCUCAUUGCCGCUUGUGUUCGCCACCGUGCUCUUGAAUUGGGUAGGAGGGUCCAUGCCCACACCAAAGCGUCUAACUUUGUUCUGGGGGUUUUCAUUUCUAACCGUUUGCUCGACAUGUAUGCCAAAUGUGGAAGCCUUGUCGAUGCCCAGAUGCUGUUUGAUGAAAUGGGUCAUAGGGAUUUGUGUUCUUGGAAUACCAUGAUAGCUGGAUAUGCCAAACUUGGCCGACUCGAACAGGCAAGGAAACUGUUUGAUCAAAUGCCCCAAAGAGAUAACUUUUCUUGGAACGCUGCAAUAUCAGGUUAUGUUAGCCAUGAUCGGCCGUGGGAAGCUCUGGAGUUGUUUAGAGGAAUGCAGAGGUGUGAGAGAUCGAAUUCAAAUAAGUUUACCUUGUCCAGCGCCUUGGCCGCUUCUGCUGCCAUUCCUUGCUUGCGUCUUGGGAAGGAAAUUCAUGGUUUCUUAAUAAGAACCGAGUUGAACUUGGAUGAAGUGGUUUGGAGUGCUCUGUUGGAUUUGUAUGGCAAAUGUGGGAGUUUAGAUGAAGCUAGGGGUAUUUUUGACCAGAUGAAGAGCAAAGAUGUUGUUUCGUGGACUACCAUGAUUCAUAGAUGCUUUGAAGACGGAAGAAAAGAAGAGGGGCUUUCAUUAUUUAGAGACUUGACGAGGUCAGGUGUUAGACCGAAUGAGUAUACGUUUGCUGGAGUUUUAAAUGAAUGUGCCGACCAUGCUGCCGAACACCUGGGAAAGGAGGUUCAUGGGUACAUGAUGCGUGUUGGGUAUGACCCGUGUUCAUUUGCAGUGAGUGCCCUUGUUCAUAUGUACUCAAAGUGUGGGAACACUAGAGUUGCAAGAAGGGUGUUCAAUCAGAUGCUUCAGCCAGAUUUGGUAUCAUGGACUUCUCUAAUUGUUGGGUAUGCUCAGAAUGGUGAACCAGAUGAAGCUCUUCAUUUCUUUGAAUUACUACUCCAAUCAGGCACCAAGCCUGAUCAAAUAACCUUCGUUGGGGUUCUUUCAGCGUGUACUCAUGCUGGAUUAGUAGAUAAAGGGUUAGAAUAUUUCCAUUCAAUAAGGGAAAAACAUGGGUUGGUGCAUACUGCAGAUCAUUAUGCAUGUGUUAUUGAUUUAUUGGCACGAUCUGGACGAUUCAAAGAGGCAGAGAAUAUCAUUGAUAACAUGCCCAUAAAGCCUGAUAAAUUCCUUUGGGCAUCCUUACUUGGAGGAUGUAGAAUACAUGGGAACCUCGAACUGGCUAAAAGAGCAGCAAAAGCAUUAUAUGAGAUAGAGCCAGAGAAUCCGGCUACGUAUAUCACUCUGGCUAAUAUUUAUGCUAAUGCUGGUCUAUGGACGGAGGUAGCCAAAGUUAGAAAGGAUAUGGACAAUAGGGGGAUAGUGAAGAAACCAGGUAAGAGCUGGAUUGAAAUUAAAAGAAAAGUGCAUGUGUUCUUAGUAGGAGAUACAUCUCACCCAAAAACAAGUCACAUACAUGAAUUUCUAGUAGAACUCUCAAAGAAAAUGAAGGAAGAAGGCUACGUUCCUGACACAAACUUUGUGCUACACGAUGUGGAGGAGGAGCAGAAAGAGCAAAAUCUAGUUUACCACAGUGAGAAACUUGCAGUUGCCUUUGGAAUACUUUCAACUCCCCCAGGAACUCCAAUCAAGGUCUUCAAAAAUUUAAGAACUUGUGUAGACUGUCACACUGGCAUCAAAUACAUAUCAAAGAUCGUUCAGAGAAGAAUAAUUGUGAGAGAUUCUAAUAGGUUUCAUUGUUUUGAAAACGGAAGCUGCUCGUGUAAAGACUAUUGGUAGUAUUCCAUGUCAAUAGACAUACCAAGCAUGGAGUGAAUUGCUGUCUUGAAUCCAUGGUUCUGAAUACGCAGCCUCUGAAUUAGUUGCAUUGGUCAAAUUCUUUUUCCUCCUUUCCCUAUCAUUUAAUUGGUGCAGCUUCCAACCGAAGCUGUUGGUUACCCACUGCACUCAGAUACCAAAUGUUCAACAAAGAUCGAAACAACAUUAUGAUAAAUGGGAUCUUUACAGAUAUAAUAUUUAUCAAUGUUAUGACGUAUUAACACUAAUAGUGGGGGGCAUAUGUUCAAAAUUGCAGUAUUGACUACUGUCAUGGUUUGUUGACUUUAUUUGUUGGUUCAGAGUUACAGAGAAAGUGGUGACUUAGCAAGGUGUCAAAUGCGUGGCAAAUUUUCAGACAAUUGUGCAUUUUUCGUCAAUGUUUUUCAAUUUUGUAUGCUAAUUGAUGCAGUUGGUGAGCGUUAUGUUGGAAUGUCACAUGUGUGGUUUGCCCUUUCCAUUAGCUGGGAACAGUGAAUCAAGCUGUAUGACUCAUUUUUACCUCUACUUAACAUUAUACUUCAUAUUGCACCUGCAAUCUUAGAACUUGCUUUUUCUUUAUCCUAACAAUUCACAGCUUCAAUAGAGGUAAUUGGCACCUGGCGAUGUUUGAAGUGAGGGUUUCAGUCCAGAGUUGGAUAUUCAAUGUUUAAGAUCAUGGAUAGUUACAUUAUAUAGAAUUGGUUUGACUUUAACUUAACUGCAGCUAGAUUCGUGGAUUUUGAUAUCGGACAUAACAAUAGAGAGAGCUUGAAAGGAUUUUCGGUGGGGAAGAUCAUCUAUAGACUGACCAGAGCCGAAAGACGUUUAUAUACUCAUCAGCCUCUGAUUAUUUUUCGGUGGGGAACAUCUCAUCCGAGCAUGACUGUUUUUGUUUAUUUUGAAAAGACUAUGUUUACUGAAAUAAAGCUUUUUUCUUGUUCCAAAUACAAAUGUUUUUGAAGGUGAA
This is a messenger RNA of Vigna unguiculata (cowpea), 3376 nucleotides long. Its product is annotated as Pentatricopeptide repeat (PPR) superfamily protein. The record is from RefSeq and is a predicted model, not a curated record. Gene Ontology annotation, molecular function: RNA binding; protein binding; zinc ion binding. Lineage: Eukaryota; Viridiplantae; Streptophyta; Magnoliopsida; Fabales; Fabaceae. Gene Ontology annotation, biological process: RNA modification.